Molecule: messenger RNA, 2646 nt
Organism: Corvus hawaiiensis (hawaiian crow)
Lineage: Eukaryota; Metazoa; Chordata; Aves; Passeriformes; Corvidae
Gene: NOCT
Product: nocturnin
Exons: 3
Coding region: 127-1401 (424 amino acids)
Biological process (GO): circadian rhythm
Molecular function (GO): poly(A)-specific ribonuclease activity
Source: RefSeq, a predicted model, not a curated record
UGCCCGAUGUACGCCCUGCGCGGGGCGCCACCGCCUCUAUAAGCAGCGCCGCCGGGCAGGCGUGGGAGCAGCUGCGUAACUGAUCCCGCUCUAUCCCAGCCGGUUCUGCUCCGUCCCACCGGGAGCAUGUACCAGAGCCCCGCGCGCUGCCUCUGCUCGGCGCUGCCCACCCUCUGCUGCACUCCCGCCGCCGCCUCGGCCUCCCGCCUGCCGCUGUCGCGGCCCCGCUCCCACCCCGCCGCCUCGCGGGCAGCAGCGGGCGGCCCGCCCGCCCCGGAGGCGCCGCCCCGCACAGUGUGUUCCAUGGGAAACAGCACCAGCCGGCUCUACAGUGUGCUCGCCAAGACGCUGAGCAGUGGUGCCGUGUCCCAGCACCAGGACUGCCUGGAGCAGCUGGACUCAGCACGGCUGGAUCCUUUAGACCCCAAGGAUUUGCUGGAGGAAUGUCAGAUUGUUCUGCAGAAGCGGCCGCCCCGGUUUCAGAGGAACUUCGUGAACCUGAAGAAGAAUACUACCUGUAACCACCGCCCCAUCCGGGUCAUGCAGUGGAACAUCCUUGCCCAAGCUCUUGGGGAAGGCAAAGACAACUUUGUUCAGUGCCCCAUGGAAGCUCUGAAAUGGGAGGAGAGGAAAUGCCUCAUCCUGGAGGAAAUCCUUGCGUACAAGCCCGACAUCUUGUGCCUUCAGGAAGUUGACCACUACUUUGACACCUUUGAGCCGCUCCUCAGCCGCCUGGGCUACCAGUGCACUUUCUUCCCAAAGCCGUGGUCACCGUGCCUGGAUGUGGAGCACAACAACGGGCCAGAUGGCUGCGCCAUGUUCUUCCUCAAGGAGCGCUUUGAGCUCGUCAACAGUGCCAACAUCCGGCUGACGGCCAUGAAGCUGAAGACCAACCAGGUGGCCAUUGCUCAGACACUGAAGUGCCAUGAAACUGGGAGACUCUUCUGCAUUGCUGUCACCCACCUGAAAGCCCGCACGGGCUGGGAGAGGUUCCGCUCUGCUCAGGGCUGCGACCUCCUCCAGAACCUGAAAAAUAUCACCCAAGGAGCGAAGAUCCCCCUGAUUGUCUGUGGAGACUUCAAUGCAGAGCCAACUGAGGAGGUCUACAGGGAGUUUUCCAACUCCAGCCUCAAUUUAAACAGUGCAUACAAGCUGCUGAGCCCUGAUGGACAAUCGGAGCCCCCCUACACCACCUGGAAAAUCCGGCCCUCUGGAGAGUGCCGGCACACACUGGAUUAUAUCUGGUAUUCCCAGCAUGCCUUGAAUGUGAAUUCAGCCCUGGGCUUGCUGACUGAAGAGCAAAUUGGGCCCAACAGGCUGCCCUCAUUCAAUUACCCUUCCGAUCACCUGUCCCUCGUGUGUGACUUUAGUUUUAAUCAAGACCCUGACAGACUGCUGUAACGUCUUGGAAUGCCACCUGGUAUUGCAGUGUCUGAACUUGCCAGUCUUUUAUUUUAGAGAAAGCCUUUGAAUCUGGAUGCUAUUGAAAGAUGAGGAAAUACUGUUGACUAACCAUUAAGGCACUUGCUUGGAGUUAACACUUGCUGUUCAGCCCUCAAUGUGCAGCCUUCUAGGGAGAAAGAAAGAAGCCAGUGUUCUCGUCAUGGUCUUCUUGCCAUGUCAGGAUUUGAAAACUAGAAGGCAAAUGAGCUCUAUCACUAAGCCCCCUGUUUAAAGAUUUAAUCCUCUAAUGAAUAUGGAGGCCUUAGUGUUUAAAUCAAAACACUUCUGUUUGUGAAACAACUUGCCCUGACAGCAUGCUAAUUUUAUUUCUUUCAUGUUAAGCUUCUGCAAGUACCAAAGAGAGUGAGGUUUGACUACCCAGUGAGAGUCUCUUAAAUCUUUUUCUGUUGCAAUAUGAAGGAAGUUUAAUGCAGUUUAGACAAAAAGCUAAGCUCAUAGUAGUGUGAUCUUGUCAUUUUUCUAUGACCUGAGAUGAGAAAUUCAUUAGAAGUGUGAGGAAGGCCCCCUCCAGUAAGAGCAGGUGAGGAAACAGAGGCUAUGACCUAGAGUAAUACCGUCACUUUUCCAGAACUGUGUGCAUGUGUCUGUCACAUGGAUAUAGCCUGUAGGCAUGUACACAGUGACUGUACCUUCAUCUUUUCUGUGCUUCGCUCUGGAGGACACAGCUAACCAGGGACUACUUCUUCCUCUGCUCUGCGUAUUAUUUUUCUAAAUGAUUUAAAUUUGUAGUCUUGUCAAUCUUGCCGUUUCAGUAAAGGGCCAAUCUUAAUGUUGAAAGAUUUAUUUAUCUUCAGAAUCUAAAGCUACACUGGAACGUGUUGUAAUUUAUUUAUUGAGAGAAGUUGGUGAUCCUGCAUCUGAUUGGAAAUUGUACAGUGAUAGUGUUCAGGAGCCUCUUCCUGUGACCAUCUGGGUUACAGCAGAGGUGUGUUAGUCUAGUAACUCCUGUGAUGCUCACUGGUGACAUAGGAAUUGCAUAUAUGGAUUGUAAACAUGCCGUUAUGCUGGAAAAUGACGUAGGAAGAAAGGAGGGAAGAGAGACAACAGUUGGGAGUUGGGCUGACAUUUAGAUAGUUGAGGAAGAUAUGGCAGGGCAAAUAAAGCAGUAUUUCCAUGUGAAGUAGGGUGCAUAGUAACCCUUAAAUGUUCCAGGUUUUUAUUAAUAAAACACUUUAGAAAGAA